AUGAUGAACAGCCAGGAAGAGACGACCGAGGAGGAAGGCAAAACUCUGUGUAGCUCAAAUGAAGAGAAAUGUGCAAAAAGCACAAAGAAAAGAAAGUUGGAAGAAAUAGGACCAUGUGAAAUCACCAGAGAGGAAGAACCAACAGGGGGAGGUGAAGACCAAGUAUGUGUUGAAAAAGGAGCGUAUAAUGAGUCAAAUUAUAAUUUGAAAAAAAACAAGAAAAGAAAAAUUUUUAAUCUUUUUAACAAUAUCUUAAGCUGGGUUGUGAGUAAAAAUAUGAAAAUUCCAUCGAAAGAAAUUGAAACGAAAGAACAAGUACAUUUCUUUAAUUUUAACAAUAUUUUGUCUAAGCAUUUCGGUUCAAAGGUUCUGUUCGUAACGGAUGAGUCCAUAAGCAAGUCGGAAAACAUAAUGAUUGAGGACAAGGUUGGAUGGGUGACUAGAAGAAGGAGGGAUGUAGGACACGAGUGGCUUAUAUUGAAGUUAAAGUAUCCAAGUGUUAUAUACGGAAUAGAAAUAAAUUUCGAAAAUAUGGAGGAAGAUAUAUGCCCGCAUUUGUCAAUAGAGGUGGUCGAAAAUUCUUGUAUUGACGAAAUUGUAAAAGAGGAAGAAUAUAUAAUGAACGAAACGGAACAUAAAGAAGAAGCACCAGAACAAAGGGAAUAUAAAGUUGCAAAAAGAAAAAGCUACAAUUUUUUAGAAUCCUACAGAAUUGAUAAAUCCAUAUCAGACAUUUUGGAAAAUCAAAAUACUCCCUGGGUUGAAUUACUACAAGCAGAUUGUGUAGAUUUCCUCAAAACGUUUCAAAAAAAAAAAAUAUAUUAUUUUAAAGUGAAUGAUAUAUCCUUGAUAAAACCAUGGACACACAUACGCAUUAAUUUAUAUCCAGAUGGUGGUAUAAAUAAAAUAAAAUUUUAUGGUGAAUUUGUCACCCUAUUUAAGAAACAUACCAUUUUAUCCAAGCAAAAAAUUUUCCUAAAUAAACCAGAAAAUGGAUGUACUUUAAUAUACUACCAUUGUGAUGAUAUACAGAAAGGGCAUCCAAAAAAUAUGAUCGAUUCAUAUAAAACCGACGGUUUUUCAACAAAGAGGUUGUUCAAUAGACCACCAAUUAUUCUACGCACACUUACCUACAACUCAAUUAAAAAUGUUUCCAUUUUUAAGUUCGGUGUUCGAGGCGUCAUCGAAAAUUUCACCUUCGACAUUGGAAAUUACAAAUAUGAUCAUCCAGAAUAUAUUCAAAUCUAUCUACUGGACUGUGUGGAUUUGCUCACUUUGGACUUACUGGAACAGAAACGUAUUUUUGAGGAAGACGAAAAAAUGGAAAAGAAAAAAAUAGACUGGCUGCAACUGCCUCCAUGUAAAUUGGCCAAUGAUCACAAGAAAACUUUUUACAAUUUUAAUCUGCUCGAAUAUAACUUCACCGUUCAGGAGAGGACAGCCACUCAUUUUAAAAUAUCGCUCCAUCCCGAUGGCGGCAUAUCCCAAGUCAAUGUCAUCGGUACCGUUUUGUCUACUCCAUCCUGA
This is a messenger RNA of Plasmodium knowlesi strain H, 1527 nucleotides long. RefSeq names its product allantoicase, putative. The record is from RefSeq and is a predicted model, not a curated record. NCBI's taxonomy places the organism in Eukaryota, Apicomplexa, Aconoidasida, Haemosporida, Plasmodiidae. Bases 1 to 1527 code for a protein of 508 amino acids. Gene Ontology annotation, biological process: allantoin catabolic process. Gene Ontology annotation, molecular function: allantoicase activity. The transcript has a single exon.